This is a messenger RNA of Chironomus riparius, 4707 nucleotides long. Lineage: Eukaryota; Metazoa; Arthropoda; Insecta; Diptera; Chironomidae. The record is from the annotation of a GenBank genome assembly.
AUGUCCAGAAGUUGUGACUCGACUGUCUGUGCUCAUUCAUUGGAGCUGGAAUUCAUAAAUGAGAAAUAUCGGGAUGUGCUUGCACACAAUAAUGCAUUGAGGGAGCAGUUAAAUUCACGUAUGCAAGAACCAAUGAAAUAUUUGAAGCUAUGCGAGGAACUGACGAAAGAACGCAAUGAAUUAAAGCAGCAACUGACCGAGACCGAAUAUGAAGUCGCUCAAGUAUUAUCGGAACGUGGCACCGUCUUGAAGGAGAAUCAAAAUCUAUCAGAUAAAAAUGAGUCAUUACGAAAAGAAGUUGAUAAAGUCCUAAAAUCCAGAGAUGAUUUUGCUAAAGAAUGUGAAUCAUUAAGACAGAAAUUGGACGUAAUGAGAAGUCGGAGUGAGUUCCUGCAUUCAAAUGAUGAUCUGUACAGCAGUAAAGACAAAAUGACAUUCUUAAGUCUAGAAGUUGCGAAUCAAGAGAUUGAAAAGUUAAAGAAACUUCUCGAAAAAGUCAACUCAGAAGUCGCGAAGGCUGUCCAAGAAUCAGAAAUAGCAAAAGGACGUAGAGAUUGGGCGAUUCAAGAGCGUGAAAAAAUUGUCCAAGAACGUGACUCGGUUCGCAAUUUGUGUGAUGAAUUGAGAAAGGAACGUGACACAGCAACAUCUAAGCUAUUGGCAGCAAUCCGCGAUAAGGAUGAAGCAUUUAAAAAGAUUGAGCAAUUGAAUGAGAAAAUUGAGAUAUUAAGUAAUGUCAAGAAGAUAUCGGAUGAUUUACACAAGAAGCAGCGCAGUAAUGACAUUGAGGAGAUUGAAAUAGAUGUGGGUGGUCAUAUGAUGAUUAAUCCAAGUAUUGGAAUCAACUUUGAUUUUACUAAUGAGUCGUCCGACUACAAUGGAAAUAGCUACUAUCCGCGUGUGCUUUAUGUUGAGCCAAAUUCAGUAUUUUAUGGUAAAAUACAGGCAAAUGACUGUAUACAGUACAUUAAUGGUGUCGAUUGUUCAACAUUAUCGCAACGAAUGCUCAUCAAGCACAUCCGUACAAGCUCACCAACAUGCAAGAUGAUCGUUAAGCGCACAAAAUCGAUUCUUAAAGGCAUCUAUAAUGUCCAAUUACAACUCAAUAAUGGAAAUCAUGGAAUAUUAUUUGAAAAUGGCGUUUUUAUUGCCAAUAUUGAAAGCAAUUCAGCUGCUUAUUAUGAGCCGUUAUUAAGUGUCGGUGAUCGCGUGUUACAAAUUAAUGAAAAGUCAGUCGAGGGUAUUAAAAACAUUAAUGAAUUUAAUCAGAUCAUGAUGAAUAUUAAAAAUAAUGAGAAACUUUCACUAAAGAUACUUAAAAGUGGACAAAUCAAUGAUGGAUCAAUGUCCUUAAGUAAAGGAUGGAGUCGAAUGACAAAUCAAAGUACACAAACUGAUCAUGGUGACUUAAAAAGAAGUAUUGAGAUGACAAGUUUCUUGCCAAUUGUUCCAUUCAUUCCUCCACCACCACCAUCCGUACAGGAACAAGACACAUCGAUGAUCAAUACAAGUAUUAGCUCAUCAUCGCCCAACUCAUCGAAAUCAUCCAGUAAAUUUACACCGAAAAAUAUGUUCCAAAAGAUACGUGAUGCAAUAUCUAAUACGAAUAAAGAGAAUCAAGAGAAUGAUGCGAUUGCUGUGCUUGAUUCCGUACUUGACAGUCAAGAUUCACUUGAUGUGGCACAAGAGAAAUCAAAGAAAAGUAAACAUAAGAAGAAUAUAGCAAAGAGUUGGCCACGAGCAGCUAUGGCACUACAUGAUAGUGGAAAAUCUCAUUCAGGAACUGUAGUAUUUAAUAAGAAGAAGGAACGACCGCGUUUGUAUUUAAUAUCGACUGAUGAUCAGCCAAAUAAGGAUGAUCGGAAAGAGUCGUUGACUGAGAAGAUGUCAGCAGAGCAGCAAAAAGCAGUCGAUACACUCUUUCAACCUCCAAAGCCGCCCAUCCCAUCACACGAAUCAAAUAUUGUCACUAAAUCCCAUCUUUUUACUCGCAAUAAUGUAAUUCCGCCGAGAUCGACAAUCGGUGGUAAAAGUCCAAUUUACAUGCACACAAUUUACGAGCCGUCAUCGUCAUCGAGCAAUAAUAAGAAUUUCCAUAAUCGACUCAGUCUCAAUUUGUCAAAUACACCACCAAAACCUCAUUUCUUUCCGAAUACAUUCGUGCCGAUAAAAAGUAGCAGCAUCGAAUCGACACAAAUAUCGAAAAGUCCAUUAAAUCAUCCGUCACUUAAAGAUGAUGACUAUACGUCACAGAAGCUUAAUCGAUAUUUAAAUAAUUAUGUGAGUAACAAGUACGACAAUAUGUCGGAUGUUGACAAUUUAAGCAGUUCUGGUGGUGUUUCACAGCAGGACUCACUUAAUAAUGCAAGUAUUGGAACAUUGCCAUCACAUUUGCGUGCACCAUCAAUUGGUCGUGUACAAGGAAGUCCAGGAUUUAAUUCAAGUCCAUAUCGUCACUUGAGUCCACUUCUAUUUCCACCAAAUGACGUUCUAAUGUCAUCGCCAAGUCACGAUCAUAGUUUAGCGCCACAUCACUCGUCUGUGGACUAUUCUUACUCAUCGACUAAGGCACGUGCACAAUUGUCACGUGAAGAGAUGUCUGCAUUUCAGCCAUGGAGUAACAGCAGUGGCAUGUAUCAAGAAAGUGGAACAUUUCCAAGGAAAGUAAAGACAGUAAAAAUGCCACCAAAUCAGGUUGGAUUGCCGGGGUUUACAAUGCCUCCUGAAAGGUCAAAGCCUAUAAAAAUCAGUAACAAUUCGUUGGAUUAUUGCAGUACACCAGAUCGGUCAUCGCCAAUGCCAACAUUUCAGAUCCAAAUCAUCAAACCAGGACGAAAUAUAAAUAUUAAUAAGAGGAACUCAAUGCCACCUUAUGGUAAAGGAUAUAUGCCAAAUAUUGGUGAAAAGCGUCGUGUGGACAUUGAGAAAAGUGAAAAGCCACUGGGCAUAAGCAUUCGAUGUCGUAAAAAUCGAGGAAUUUUCGUAUCACAUGUCGGUGAGAAUUCAAUAGCAAGUCAAGUGGGUCUACAAGUUGGUGAUCAAUUGCUAGAGUUCUGUGGAAUAAAUAUGCGGUCAGCGACUUAUGACUUAGCUGCUAAAUUCCUGAGACAAUGUGGAAAUUCAAUAACAAUGCUGGUUCAAUAUAAUCCAGAAAAGUAUGAGGAACUAAGUACGAGUGACGAAAAUGUCUCACGAUCUGAAGAUUCCACACCUCAAAAUUCUCCAAAAGCUACUCGAUCUGUCAUUUCUACAGACUCUGUUCAGUCGUCAAGUAAACGAAUGUCAUCGGUUCCUCCACCUGAAUCAUCUCAUUCGACUGGAACUAUUAAGAGUCAUCGUAAUACAAUCAUGUCACCGCCUUUGCAAGUUAAGGCUCCUUCAAUCAUCUCUUCAUCUGGAUCUAAUCAGUUGCAUAACAUGAUGGCUGGAAAUUCUAAUACUUUAGGAAAGGAACAGCCGAGAAUUGUUUUUGUUGAGACUAGGAAAAAUCCAAACUUAGGCGUUAGUCUACUCGGUGGAAAUGCCUAUGGCAUCUUCAUUCACAGUGUCCAGAAAGACUCAUUAGCUGAUCAAGCAGGUCUUCGUGUUGGUGAUCAAAUCUUAGAAUAUAAUGGAACUGAUUUGAGACGAGCAACUGCUGAAUAUGUCGCAUUUGAACUUGCUAAGCCUGCUGAUAAGGUUACAGCUCUUGUGCAGUAUAAUGUCCAUAAAUUCAAUCAAAUCAAGGACGUGCCUGGCGAUUCCUUCUAUAUCCGUGUCAAUUUCGAACGAAAUGCGGAAUCAAAUGAAGCUGAAUUGUCAUUUUCAAAGGAAGAUGUACUUUAUGUCGAUAAUACAAUGUUCCGAGGAGUUUCUGGUCAAUGGCGUGCUUGGAAACUCGACGAAUAUGGAUGUCGUGUACAAUGUGGCAUCAUUCCUAGUCAAAUGAAAGUUGAAGAGGACUUACGUCUGAACGGAGAAGUGUCAGAAGAUACACAUUCGAAUCGCAGAAGCUCCACAUCAUAUCGUCGAUCAUUUUUUAAGCGAAUAAAGCCACAAAGAGGUUCAUCAAGAGAUUCAAAGGAACUAGCAAGCUUUAGCAAUACGCAUUUAAGCUUGUAUUUAGAGGCAUCAUCCAUAAAUGAGGAUAGUCUUGUUGGCUAUCAGCGUGUUGAACGGCUGGACUAUAUGUAUCGUCCAGUUCUUGUUAUAGGAGCUUUAAGUGAAUGGGUUGUGGAUAAAUUAAUAAGUGACUUCCCCGAACAAUUUCAUCGAUGCAUUGUCAACCAAAUGAAAUGCAGUAAAGAGGAAAUAGAAAUGAGACUCAAUAAUAAUCAGAUUAUUGAAUAUCGACGUCGUGGAAGCUUGUUCGAAUGCGUUUCGUUGGAAGCAGCUAAGGAUAAUAAGGAAUCACAUUGCAUCCUAGAUGUAAACUUAUCAGCUGUCGAACGACUUCAUCGAAAUCAAAUCUACCCGAUCGUCUUACUACUUAAAUUUAAAUCUGCGAAACAAAUUAAAGAAAUUAAGGAUUCACGUUAUGGAAGUGAUAAAUUUUCAGCUAAACAGGCUAAGGAAAUGUACGAGCAUGCCUUGAAAUUGGAAUCGGAGUAUAGACAAUAUAUUUCUGUCGUGAUUCAAGGCGUGAAUAUCACUCAUAUGAGUACGCAAAUCAAAACAGCAGUCGAUAUUGAGCAGAAAAAGAUUUUAUGGGUUCCAGUUCCAAACUAA